Aspergillus heteromorphus CBS 117.55 is the source of this 1126-nucleotide messenger RNA. RefSeq lists its product as uncharacterized. Lineage: Eukaryota; Fungi; Ascomycota; Eurotiomycetes; Eurotiales; Aspergillaceae. The record is from RefSeq and is a predicted model, not a curated record. Bases 191 to 1126 code for a protein of 311 amino acids. The transcript is spliced from 3 exons. Gene Ontology annotation, cellular component: mitochondrion.
GGCGAACUGCACGUCUCCUGGUCGCAAUGCGCUUCUGAUCCGUCGGGCUUCCUUUCUACCCUACCCCUUCCACCUGGCGCUUUAUACUCGGCUUGUCUCGCCUGAAUGACGUUUAACGAUCGCAGACAUCCCUUCGCCCCGGUCAACCGGUCUUGACCUUGUCUUCCUCCCUCUCCCUCUCAUCCUCACAAUGCCUCUCUCUGAGGAAGCGCCGCUCCGCAUGUCGGCCAUCUCAGAGCGCACAGUCUCCGACUGGAACACCAGUCGCCUGGGGACGCGCCUGGGGGUGGACGUCGCCAGUGCGGCGACUGCCGGCGCGCUGACAUGUCCGGUCAUCACAGUCAUCGACCGCGCGAUCAUCGAGAAGGCCGCCAAAGGCGUCCCCAUCCGCCAGACCAUCACCUCCGGCUUCCGCUCCAUGCUCACCAAACCCGCGGGCUUCUUCUUCAGCACGCCCUUCCUCCUCAUCUACACCCUAUACACAUCCACCUACCUGACCGCAAACACCAUCGAUACCAUCACCUCGACGAUGCGCAACCAGUCCUUCUCGUCGGUCUUCGCCGGCCCCGCCAAAUUCAUCACCACCACAACCGUCAACAUGGGCAUCUGCCAUCAUCAGCAGCAUCAGCAUCCUCACAACCUGGCACCACAUCCACACCCACACCCACCCCACCUCAACCCGCACAUCACUACAAUCGCAACCCCCACCACCCCCCCAGCAUCCUGCCACCCCUCCGGCACCAAAGUGCCCCGACUCUCCUACUCCCUCUUCUGCCUCCGCGACAGCAUCACCAUCUUCGCCUCCUUCAACAUCCCCUCGCUCGUCGCCCCCUCCAUCCCCGACUCCAUCGCCGCCACCCCCGGCAUGAAAGCCGCCAUCGCCCAGUUCUCCUGUCCCGCGCUGAUGCAGUUCGCCAGCACGCCCAUGCAUCUGCUCGGUCUGGACCUGUAUAACCGGCAGCCGCCGGGUGGGCUGGGGUGGCGCGAGCGCGCCUCCAGGAUUCGGAGAGAUUACAUCCCCAGCUGUUUUGCGAGGAUGGGCAAGAUUGUCCCUGCUUAUGGUGUGGGUGGCGUGGUGAAUGUGCGCAUGAGGGCUUCGUUGAUGGAGUAUUUGGAGAGGGGGUGA